AUGGAUACAACGCGUGGAAGGUCAUCUUCAAGAGGCAAUGCAGAGCACAUAAGCCCUCAGUCUUCCGCAAACCAAUAUCCCACUUCAGUCCCAGGCGUCGAUCCGUCGAUACAGCAAGCCCUUACCUCUGGCAAGUUUACCACAUCGCACGUUUUCGAAAACCCGUUUCUCACUCCUGAACAACAAUCCGGCCUCCACAUGGACCCUGCAGACCCCAGCUUUUAUUCCAACAACCAGUUUCCCCAGGAUAUGUUCUCCGACAAUCAGUUUGGAGGGCAGAAUCUGGACUCGUCCUACUCCAACCAGCUCUUCAUGUAUCAACAGGGCGAAGGCAUGCCCAACGAGUACAACCAGACAUAUUCUCUAAACAACAGUUAUGAUCUCAACCCUCAGAACAACAACGUCAACCCUGCCGACUUGAACAAAUCGCCUUCUCCACAAGAUCACCAAUCCCCCAGUCUGUUCCCACCAGAGACUCUCACCUCUCAACCAGGCUCACCUUCUUCGAACGGGCAGCAAUUCUAUACACCUCAGCAUUCUCGGCACGCAUCGCUGGACCCUUCAUCUGCUUAUGGGGAGAAUUACUCUGGAGUCAAUUUCCAACAACACCGGCGCGCACCAUCCUCCGAGAUUUCCUCAGCGAAUCAUUCCCCCUACAUGGCACAUGCAGAGAUACAUGAUUCGGGUUCAGUUGAUCUCAACCACUCGCCAUUCAUGCCUGCCCAACCCGACACCAGUAACGCCUUUGGCAUGGAGAGUUUCAGUCUUGCGGAGCAGACAUCUUACCGCUCUCCGAGGCUUAUGCCCGACAUGGACCCGAACCUUCAAGGUCUGGGGUUAAACCAGGAUUUUACUUUGAGCCAGCCAAUGCGAAUGUCUGUUCCUGAAAUUUACCCAGUCCACGCCAACGCAUAUCCUCCGGUCGUGCCUAGCAAUCACCUACGGAAUACCUCGGUGGUUUCGGACAUUGGCCAGGCUGACCAGUUUGAACCUCCCACGAUCAACAUUGAACCUGCGCCGGUUUCACGGCAGCAAAGUUUCGGUCCGCAAGCGGAGGGUACCGAGGGCGCGCUCAGCCCUCCUUCAACCCUGAACAGAGGACGCAACCGAAGCAAAUCCGACGUUACCUUCACCCGGCCUUUGUCGCGGUCCGGCUCGCCUGGCCUUGUAUCUACGAACAGUCUCUCCGUUCAAGCGAGGUCUCCGGACCGUGGCAGUCGAUCGUUGUCUCGUGAGUCAUCACCAGGACCGGGCGUGGCUUCUGGUCGCAUUGAUAAGAAUCGCCGUGCGUCAACAUCGUCGGUGGGCCAGAAUCGGGAUUACAUCUUGGAUUUGGCAGACCCUACGAGACCAACCGCUACUCCGGCGGGUUCAAACACGAGAGUGCAGAAACAUCCGGCCACCUUUCAAUGCACCCUCUGCCCGAAACGCUUCACUCGGGCGUAUAAUUUGCGGUCACAUUUGCGAACCCAUACUGAUGAGCGGCCAUUUGUAUGUACGGUGUGCGGGAAAGCCUUUGCUAGACAACACGAUCGCAAACGGCAUGAAGGCCUUCACAGCGGCGAGAAGAAAUUUGUUUGCAGAGGUGAACUUCGAUCGUCCCCAGGUCAACAUUGGGGUUGUGGGCGAAGGUUCGCCCGGGCCGAUGCUCUGGGCCGGCAUUUUCGCUCGGAGGCGGGCCGAAUAUGCAUCAAGCCACUCCUCGAGGAAGAAAAAAUGGAACGGCAGAAUAAGGCCAUGAUGGAGCAGCAACAGCAGCAGGCACAGGCGCAAUUCGCUCAAGGCACGCUGCAACCAGUAUCUCAGCCGCUGAUGAUUGGCAUGGAUCCUACUACCGGAACUGGCGGAUUUGCUUUGCCCGCGGCCUUACUUCAACAAUAUCCGGCUCUUCAAAACAUUGACUGGUCUCAAAUCUCAACGGGAGAUGACCAAGGAGACCUGAGUGACGUGGGCGGCAUGGGCAGGGCCAGUUUCGACGGUUCCAGUGGCGGGGAUUAUUAUGACGAAGAUAUCAGCGAUGGUUAUGUCAGUGGUACUGGCAUGGAUUUUUCGAAUCCGACCCAUCAGAUGUACCUGGGAAGUUGA
This is a messenger RNA of Exophiala dermatitidis NIH/UT8656, 2085 nucleotides long. Its product is annotated as metallothionein expression activator. The transcript has 2 exons. Gene Ontology annotation, cellular component: chromatin. The coding region runs from base 1 to 2085 and encodes 694 amino acids. Gene Ontology annotation, molecular function: RNA polymerase II cis-regulatory region sequence-specific DNA binding; DNA-binding transcription factor activity, RNA polymerase II-specific. NCBI's taxonomy places the organism in Eukaryota, Fungi, Ascomycota, Eurotiomycetes, Chaetothyriales, Herpotrichiellaceae. The record is from RefSeq and is a predicted model, not a curated record. Gene Ontology annotation, biological process: regulation of transcription by RNA polymerase II.